GGUGACAUUUUCCUCGGAGGUCCACUCACCCUUAAGGUGUCUCCUAGUCUCCAAGGGCCCAGGCGUUUCUAGCUUUGCGGUCCGCAAGGCCCGACAGCCCCUCUAUCCCAGAUACCAGAGCUGUAGGUAGCCCCCCUCGAGGGGAGGCACUGGCAGGCAUCCGCCCGUGAGUCGGGGUCCAAUCUUCCAGCGUCCGGGCGCACCCACUCGGCCGCCGCGCAGGAGCCGUCCAGCCCUGCCCAGCCCACGGUCGACGCGCGUCGCUCCCCCGCGGCGCGCUCGGUGCAGCGGCUUGGCCGGAGGUGGCGCUCUGUGCGCCCGCGGAUCCAGACGCAGAACCCACGGGUUCACCAGUGGUUCCUUUCUCUUCCUUUCCUUCCACCCUCUCAAUCCCGAUCUCGGUGCUGCCUCGCUUUCGGAAAGGGAGUGGGAGACUUGGGGAGGAAGGGAAGGGGCAGCCAGAGUGUCAAGGUCAAGGAUAAAACAGGUUGCUGCAAUCUCCUCCCCAACCUUGUUCCCACCUCGAAAUGUGGGUGGAGGUUCCUCAUUCAGGUGCCCCAGGCUUCGGACCUUGGGCAGGGGCGCGUGGCAGCCGCCAGGAGCCCGGCUGGAGCGCCCGCCCCGCGGCCUCGCCUCCCUGCCGAGCCGCCAGCGCCUCGGGACGCGAUGAGGACCUGGGCUUGCCUGCUGCUCCUCGGCUGCGGAUACCUCGCCCAUGCCCUGGCCGAGGAAGCGGAGAUCCCCCGUGAGCUGAUCGAGCGGCUGGCUCGCAGUCAGAUCCACAGCAUCCGGGACCUGCAGCGACUCCUGGAGAUAGACUCCGUAGGGGCUGAGGAUGCUUUGGCAACCAGCCUGAGAGCCCAUGGGUCCCGUGGCAAGCAUGCACCCGAAAAGCGGCCUGUGCCUAUCCGGCGGAAGAGAAGCAUUGAGGAAGCCAUCCCCGCAGUCUGCAAGACCAGGACGGUCAUUUAUGAGAUACCUCGGAGCCAGGUAGACCCCACGUCUGCCAACUUCCUGAUCUGGCCCCCAUGUGUGGAGGUGAAGCGCUGUACCGGCUGCUGUAACACAAGCAGCGUCAAAUGCCAGCCCUCCAGGGUACACCACCGGAGUGUCAAGGUGGCCAAAGUUGAAUACGUCAGGAAGAAGCCAAAAUUAAAAGAGGUCCAGGUGAGACUAGAGGAGCACUUGGAGUGUGCAUGUGCAACCUCCAGCCUGAAUCCAGACCAUCGGGAAGAGGAGACUGGAAAGCGUAGGGAAUCAGGUAAAAAACGGAAAAGGAAAAGGUUAAAACCCACAUAAAGCACCAGACCAAGAUGUGAGGUGAGGAUGAGCCCCCCCCCAGCCCUCUCGGGACACGGAUGUAGUGGCGUGUUACAUUCCUGGACCUACUAUGUACGGUGCUUUAUGGCCAGUUGUGCGGUCUUUGUUCUUUUCCGUGAAAAAAAAAAAAAAAAAAACCAACAAAAAAAAAAACAAAACAAAAAACUGUGUUCAAGAAUCCCCCGGAGAACAAAGAGACAGUGUCCAUUUGUUCGAUGUCACAUCAAAGGAAGUAUUGUAGCACUUGGGUGGGACAGUAAGACACUUCCUUGUCAGAAAAAGAGAAAAAAAUAAUCACCAAACCCAAUACCAAACCACAAAACACAGAAACACCACGGACUCCAACAAAUUAGCUAACGCCAACAACGGCAAAGGGCCGCCCUGAGGAACGGAGGUGAUGCUGCCCCCAGAUUGGCUUCUGCUCCCCUCUGCCCUUGGCACUGGCCAGCUCGGGACUGCAGGGGUCACUGGCUUCGAGGGGACACAGGGAUUGGAGUACAUGGGAGCUGUCCGGGAGCCCUCCCCCCAAAAAAAACAAAAAACCAUACUUCCUCGCUUGAGUCAGCACGGGGCCUUCCUGAGAGCCUUAAGUGGAUUUUUUUUUUUUUACACCAUAAAGUGAUUAUAAGCUUUCCUUUUUACUCUCUGCCUAGCAUUUUUAAAAAAAAAUUUUUAAUUAUCUCUUGGAGGAUUUUGUUUUGUUUUGUUUGUUUUUUGUUUUUUGUUUGUUUGUUUGUUUUUUUGCCGAUAACACAGGAGGCUGCUGUUGUUAAACUGUUGGGACUUUGUGACGGUAUUUUUUUUUUUCCUAGCAGGAUGAAAACUAAUGAGAUGUAUUAAAAUAAAACAUGGAAUAUCUACCCA
This is a messenger RNA of Dipodomys spectabilis (banner-tailed kangaroo rat), 2184 nucleotides long. RefSeq names its product platelet derived growth factor subunit A (gene Pdgfa). Gene Ontology annotation, cellular component: membrane. Bases 667 to 1299 code for a protein of 210 amino acids. NCBI's taxonomy places the organism in Eukaryota, Metazoa, Chordata, Mammalia, Rodentia, Heteromyidae. The record is from RefSeq and is a predicted model, not a curated record. The transcript has 8 exons. Gene Ontology annotation, molecular function: platelet-derived growth factor receptor binding; growth factor activity. Gene Ontology annotation, biological process: positive regulation of cell migration; positive regulation of MAP kinase activity; positive regulation of cell population proliferation.